This is a messenger RNA of Mytilinidion resinicola, 765 nucleotides long. RefSeq lists its product as uncharacterized. The coding region runs from base 1 to 765 and encodes 254 amino acids. NCBI's taxonomy places the organism in Eukaryota, Fungi, Ascomycota, Dothideomycetes, Mytilinidiales, Mytilinidiaceae. The transcript has 2 exons. The record is from RefSeq and is a predicted model, not a curated record.
AUGGCCUCUACGCAGACAACACCAUGGAAGAAGCGCGUUCUGUUCCCGUUCUGGGCCUUUCGCACUAGCUUCAUGGUCUUCCUCAUCGGAAUCUACAUCUGGGCUAUCGUUAUUAUUCGGUCCAGGCACGAUAUCGAGAACGUGUCAUGGGGCGUGAUUAUUCUCUUCAUGCUCUUACUGAUCAUCUGUUUGCUCCUGGACAUCAUGGCGAUGAUUAUGUUUGCUAAACACUCCUUGAAACCCGGAGCCUUUCUUCUCUUCAACGUCAUUCAAACUACCAUCUGGACCGUCAUCCUCGUCCUUGAUAUAGUGGCCCUUGCUCGACCAGGCGUCAAUCGUAUAGGCCUCCUUGGCACCAUUCUUGUCUUCGCCUCAUUCCUCGCCCUCCUCAUCUACUCCCUCGUCAUUUUCAUCAAAGAAAGGAAGAGCCGCAAACAGCGAGGCCAUGGCGAAAGCACGACUGCCAAUCCCGCAAGUGUGCCCUUAGUCCAGGCCCAACCGCAGUACGGUCACAAUCAAUCAUUACAAUUUAAUCCUACGCCGAUUCCUGAGCCUCCACAAUACCAUCACCCGGAGCCCGAGCGGAUGCCAGCUCCACAAUACAAAUCAACUCUUUCAACAACGGCAGUCGAGCUUCCUGCAACAUCGGGUGAAUCCGCCGAAUACUACUCGGGUGCGCCAGUCAAAUCUGCGCAUGAUGGUCCAGCCGCCAAUCCGUUCGCCGAUCCUCCAGCUCAGCAGCCACCCAAGAACCCCUUUGAAUGA